UGUGUGUGUGUGUGUGUGUGUGUGUUUUAGAGGAUGUUUGCAGGCUUUACUGUGUUUUUCACUGUACAUGUCAUUUUCACUCUCUAAGCUUUUCACCAUGCAGCUCCUCAUCUUCAUCCAGAAACACAUGAGCAUGAGUGGAGAGUUGAAGUCAAGCCGCUCCCGGGCAGCCACGAAGAGGGCCUGCAACACCACUUMUGGAUCUGACUUCGACCUGGACUAUGACAGCUACCACAAGGACUACUAUGACAGGGCGUAUGACUAUCAGCGAGUGCCAGCUUCUCUCUCUCCUCCACCUUCGGGACCAAGCCUGGCCAAGAGAUCCCGUUCCUCCUCCUAUGUCAGUGGGCACAGGCGCARUCGAGACAGAACCCACUCCAAAAGCUCCAGAGGCCACUCCAAUCCUUCAAACACAAACAAGUUGGGCAUGGAGGAGUUGCAGGUGAUUAAAAAGGAGCUGACUCUGAUAAAGACACAGAUCGAUGGGCUGCUUGACAGUCUUGACAGGAUGGACUCACAGAGGAAUGACCACAAAGACUCUCUCCUUAGGGAGGACAGUCCGCUCGGUUCAUCGUAUGCUUUGUCAGUCAGCAGCCCGGAGCAUUCCCUCUCCUCCCUCUCCCCGCCCCCCUCCCGCCAUCGGAUCCUAAGGGAGAGCCCUGACCUGAAGAUGAGCGACCACAGCUCUGACCCCGAGGAGGAAAUAUGAGGGAGAAACGGGAGAAAACGGGGAAGACGUGGAUUCAAGUGCCAAACAUGGAGGAAGAGAACACAAACCCUCAAAAUAACAUGGCAGAGGCUCGAUGCAGGCUGUACAUAUCAGAUGAAGCACCACAUUUAUUUGUAUCGCAAUACAUGACCCCUACAAUAGGACGCAGUGAUUUGUUUUAAACAGGUGCACAUGCUUCUGAUUGACAAGAACUUUCCAGGCUUCCUAAGAGAAUGUGAUGCCGACAGAGAUCAUAUCUUUGGUAAUAAGGUUGGAGGUAAAGCUGUGAAUUCUAUUGUGAGAAAUGAGCUGCAUGAACAGCGCUGAACCAAACUGUUGCAGGAUUAAAGACGUCACUGUUCACUGAUUUAAUCACAAAUAUAAUCAGCUUAUCUGUGUAUUUUUUCUGUUCAAACAGACAACAAAUUCCAGCAUCAAAUGAUGAAUACACUGCUGCUUUAAAGGAGACGUCAUGCUUUUAAAUCCUUCUUUUUCACAUUGAAAUUCAGUUUUCAGCUUUGCUUUGAAUUCAUCCUUAUUGUAACUCCACGAGCCCCUUUUUCACCCCUUUUCUGAGGCAUCAACUCGUUUUGAGGCUGUCUCUUUAAAUUCAAACAAGGUGCUUCACACYACGGCCCACCUCCCAGCUUUUAGAGUGUUCCGUUUUAGUUCGACAGAGGGAUUUAUGAUACAGAAACUUUUUAUUUACAAACUGAUUAAAGUCAGUGACUGUUCUGUUGCAAAUUCUGUGAUGUAACAGUUCAGAAAACAUCAUAGGAAAUAAAGAAAACUGAACAUGCUGAAAAAUAUGACCCAAACAGAAUGAAUAUAAAGAGAAGAGAGACUAAUUUCACAUUUUCUGCACUCCUAUAGACUUUAAAUACACAACCAAAUUAAUUUAGCAGAUGAAGUGGAUUUUGCAUAAUAUGUCCCCUUUACAGUGUCUUCUAAACAUUUAACACAUAGAGCGAUAGAGGAUAACAAGUGAAAAUCAUGUGAUUGAGAGAUCAUUCUUGAUUAUUUGUGAUGAUAUCAGUAGCAAUAAACCAACAUUUCCUCUCCUUUUCUUGUUCUGUCAGGAUGCUCACAGCACUUUCUGUGUCCUUUAAUCUCGGCAGCUAUCUAAAUUUGGCGAGGACAGCCGUUUUGUACUGGCCAAAUAUAUGACUUAUGCACAGAUUAUAAAUUCAUGAUAAUUAAAGUAUAAUAACCAAUGAUUUAUAGCUGUUCUAUGGUAUACUGAAGUUGUGCACACUGGUAAUAGGAUAACAGUAAAAUUCUGAUAUACUGUGCAGCCCUCAAACUGAUGCUGUAUCAAACUAAUUGUCUGUUUAUACAUAGACAUACCAGAAUAUUUAAGAAAGCUUUUAGGAACCAUAAUUAGUGAAAAAUACCAGGUAAACUCUAAUUUGAAAAACACAGGUUUCUUUGUUUGUCUGUUUAUUUAUGAAGGUGYGGAUUUUGGGUGCAUUAGAAAUCCAGUGCAAAUCAUAUCAAACACAAACCCUUUAGCUUUUUCAUGUCACAUAAAAUUUAAAUAUUUGUUAUUUUUAACAUGUGUACGUCUAAAUUAUACUUCUCAUGUACAGAACUUUAAAAUAAUUCACUCUCUGUGUCUGAAAGUGCAGACUUUCAAAUGAAAACUUUCUGCAGGCGAGACGUUACUGUCAACUCAUACUCAUUCUUUGUUGAAGUGUCUCUAAAAGUUMUUUUCAUUCCAGGAGGAAAAUGUUUUCUUUUUGUAACUCUCUGUAUGAAUGACCAGUUAAACCUGAUUCAUCUUUCUGCAUUGAGUGUACUAUGGAAACUGUUACAGUCCUCUUCCUCUACAUAUUUGGCACUUUAAAGUGUGCAGAAGCCCAGGUCAGCGUGUAAUAUUGUGUAUUAUUGUAUAAUUUAUUGUAACUGUUUAAUCUCUUUAAAUUUAAUCUCGUUUUAGGACUUUUCAUGUGUUGAUUUUUUAAAAUGAAAAUAAUGAUGUUAAAUAUAACUGUAUAAUUCUGUUGUUGUUACAUGUUUCUGUUUGCACUGUUGAGAYAACCCAAGUGAAAAUACUCAUGGUCGCUGUAGUAAAAGUAUUUUUCAUAUCGACUAUAA
Messenger RNA from Austrofundulus limnaeus, 2806 nucleotides. RefSeq names its product RNA-binding Raly-like protein. The transcript is spliced from 7 exons. NCBI's taxonomy places the organism in Eukaryota, Metazoa, Chordata, Actinopteri, Cyprinodontiformes, Rivulidae. Gene Ontology annotation, molecular function: RNA binding. Bases 68 to 709 code for a protein of 213 amino acids. Gene Ontology annotation, cellular component: nucleus. The record is from RefSeq and is a predicted model, not a curated record.